AUAGAGAAACAGAAUAAAGUUCUGAAUUAACAUCAGUUACUUUACGAUAGACCGAUAUAAAUUCUGAAUGCAUUUAGUUUAGGUGUGAAAUACACAAGUUAAUAUAGUUAAUAUAGCACAAAAGAAAAAAAACAUAUUUCAGGCAUAUUCAGAACGAGAAUCAUUUGCUGACAAUCAAACACUGUAUUGAAGGAUCACAGUGAAGCCCAAAAUACUCUUGAAUUGUCAUUUUAAAUUUUUAUACUUUGCCACUUUCCUUCAAACCACUAGCUUUCACCCAUUUGUCACCAAGAAGUUUUUAAUCAUUUAAAAUAUAAUGAAAUUUAGUAUGAUCUCUUAUUCUUUUAUAUACUUUAUUAAAUACAGGUCAAAAUAACUGAUUCCUUUUUGCAUUAAAUAUAUCCAUUACACUAAAUGAUAAUGGGACAUUAAAACAUUUUGUUUUCACAAAAGUAAUUUAAAACAUUAAACAGACACAUUUAAUUUAGUGAAUUUUCUAUGUAAAAUCACUUUUGUACAUUUCAUUUGAUGCAGACACUACAGUUUGAUCUCUGGACUUUAACCCUAUAAAACAAACACAGUAACUGAUUUAUUUUUUAUUUGGGCAGAUCAGCUCCUCCAAUCAAUCUGCAGUUCAGUCAACAAAGCCCCGCCCACUGCAAUUCACUUAAUGAAGCUCCUCCCACAGCAGUCACAUCAUCAGUAUAGCUCCUCCCACGGCAGUUCAUCAAUAAAUGCUGGAAUAUUCCCAUCAGACGAGCACUGAAGCAUCAGGAAGAGCUGAAAACUGCAAAGAACAUGAGUGAUCCAGAACCCUGCAGAAUGAAACACACUGAAGAUACUGAAGAACAAAGAGAGCUGAUGGAAGUGAAGGAGGAGAGUGAAGAACUGAGUGAAGUGGAGGAGGAACAUCAUGACAAACCUGGAGAAAAACCUUUGAGUCGCUCAAAGACUAAAAAGACAUUUUUAAAGAAAAGAAGAGCCAAGAAAUCUACAACCUGCACUCAGUGUGGAAAGAGUUUAUCAACCAAACAACAUCUUGAGAUUCACAUGAGAGUUCAUACAGGAGAGAAGCCGUUCACAUGUGAUCAAUGUGGAGAGAGAUUCACAACCAAACAAUAUCUUGAGGUUCACAAGAGAGUUCACAGUGGAGAGAAGCCGUUCACAUGUGAUCAGUGUGGAAAGAGCUACAGUCAAUCAUCACACCUUAAAGAACACAUGAGGAUCCACACUGGAGAGAAGCCUUUCACAUGUGAUCAAUGUGGGAAGAGUUUCACACGAAAAGGACAUCUAAAGGAACACAUGAAAGUUCACACUGGAGAGAGACCGUUCACAUGUGAUCAAUGUGACAAAACAUUUCUAGGGUCAUCGGACCUGAAGAGACACCUGACAGUUCAUACAAAGGAGAAGCCACAUUCAUGUUCUGUGUGUGGAAAGAGUUUUUCACUGCUGUGUAGUUUAAAAGAACAUGAGAAAAUUCAUACUGAAAAAACUUUAAAACAGCACCAGAGAAUUCAUACUGGAGAAAAACCUUACAAGUGUUCAUACUGUGACAAGAGAUUCAGUCAGUUAGCACAUCUGAAAACACAUGAGAUGAUCCACACUGGAGAAAAACCUUACAAGUGUUCACACUGUGACAAGAGAUUCAGUCAGUUAGCACAUCUGAAAACACAUGAGAUGAUCCACACUGGAGAAAAACCUUACAAGUGUUCACACUGUGACAAAAGAUUCAAUAAGUCAUCAUCUCUGAAAACACACCAGAUGAUCCACACUGGAGAAAAACCUCACAAGUGUUCACAGUGUGACAAGAGAUUCAGUGUGUCAUCAAAUCUGAAAACACAUGAGAAGAUCCACAGCAGAGAGAAGCUGCACACCUGUGAUCAGUGUGGAAAGAGUUUCACUAUUAAAAGUCACCUGAAGAUACACAUGAAGAUCCAUGCAGUGGAGAAACCACAUCUCCACAGUGUGAAAUGAAGUGCUGAACAAAAAAAUGCACACGAGACACGUCCAGGUGCAGAAAGUGAAGUAUACCCGAGGCUUGAUGGGGGCUGUCUUUCUGCGCUCAUGGGCAAAGAAUUAUCUUUGAAAGGUUUGCACACUCAACUGUGCGCAAGAUGGAGCAGAACAUGGGAAAUGACAUAUAACCGGGCCUUAACCACUACAAAUUGUAGUGGACUGGAGCUGACAGCUCACUUUGGGAAAAAUACCCCCAAUGUCCCCCAUGUUAUUAUGUCUAGACAUGUAGUUUAACUGUUGCUGGUUGAUGCGAGAGGCAUUCUGGGAUACCUGGCUAUCACAAGUACUCUCUCGAUGCAUCCUCGAUAAAAGGCGGAUCAAGAACACAUUCUGGGAUUUGAACUGUACUUGGCUAGAUGUGAACUUUGAAUUGGAUCAGUACUCGAGCAGCAGCUGAAGACGUUUCAAAAACAGACAAGAACGCAUAUUAAAAAAUGGAUAACUAAUGAAUGAAUGAG
Molecule: messenger RNA, 2474 nt
Organism: Megalobrama amblycephala (Wuchang bream)
Lineage: Eukaryota; Metazoa; Chordata; Actinopteri; Cypriniformes; Xenocyprididae
Product: gastrula zinc finger protein xLCGF3.1-like
Exons: 3
Coding region: 799-1974 (391 amino acids)
Biological process (GO): regulation of transcription by RNA polymerase II; central nervous system development
Cellular component (GO): nucleus
Molecular function (GO): RNA polymerase II cis-regulatory region sequence-specific DNA binding; DNA-binding transcription factor activity, RNA polymerase II-specific
Source: RefSeq, a predicted model, not a curated record